AUGAGCACACCAACAAGUUUUCAAUGGCAGACCGACGCCUUUGACAUUGAAUUCACUUUAAAUUCCAACGGCGUCGUUUGCCUGUCUCGCGUCUUGCCCAAGGGUUCCAAGGAGCAGCCGAGAACGGCGCUCUUCGAGUUGUCUGAGGUGCCUCUAGUCAGCGUCAAACUCGUCGGUGAGGGCAACACCUCCGACAAGACGUCAAAGGCUAUGAUUGGGGGCUAUCUAUCAGCGCGCCUCAAGUACGAAAGCCACGCAGUGGCCCGCGAGGGUUCAGUUCAAACGCUCUCUAUUGAAAACAAAGACGAGGCAACCAAGAUUCGCAUUACGGUUCGCUUGACCGUCUACGGCAGCAUUCCCAUCCUCAGGUCUCUAGCCACCAUCACGAACCAGUCUACCGACAACAACAUUGCCAUCACUCAGUUAUCAUCCCUUGCCAUCGGCGGCCUGACAAACUCGUCAACCUGGUUCCAUGAUUACAUCGUCCUGACGGCCAACAACAGUUGGUUCAGAGAAGCCCAAUGGCGUGAGCAUACUCUGCCUGACCUUGGCCUUGAUAACAACGGUAUCUGUGAGCUUCCUGAUGGACACACGGGCUCCCAGUCUACCGUUGCGUUGGAAAGCCGCGGCUCAUUUUCCACGGGGUCUUAUCUGCCCAUGGGACUGUUGGUGUCCAAAGACAAGACAAACACUUGGAUUUGGCAGAUUGAAAACAAUGGCUCAUGGCGAUGGGAGAUUGGUGACUACAAAGACAGCCUAUACCUCGUCGCUAGCGGACCAACCGGCGUGACCCAUAACUGGAAGCAAGUUCUGGCACCAGGCGAAGAGUUCACAACAGUGCCCGCCUGUAUUGGGCGAGUCAAUGGUGAUUUCGAAAAGGCAUUUGCUGCUUUGACCGACUACAGAAGAGUCAUCCGACGGCCGCAUCCCGACUUGGAGAAGCUCCCAAUUGUGUUUAACGAUUACAUGAAUUGCCUCAUGGGAGAUCCCGAUGAGGAAAAGAUCAAGGCUCUACUGGGUCCCGUUGCCCAGUCUGGGGCCGAAUAUUUCGUGAUUGACGCCGGUUGGUACGCGGAUGAUAGCAACUGGUGGGACGAUGUCGGCCUGUGGGAGCCAUCCAAGAAGCGCUUUCCCUCCGGGUUCAAGAUGCUUACGGACGAGAUCAAGGCAAAAGGCCUUAUUCCGGGCCUGUGGCUGGAGCCGGAAGUCGUCGGUGUGCGCAGCGUUGUCGGGAAUAUCCUGCCCAAGGACGCAUUCUUCCAAGAGGAUGGCGAACGAAUCAUUGAAAGAGGCCGAUUCCAGCUCGACUUUCGCCACGAGCAGGUUAUCUCAUGGAUGAACAAGGUUAUCAACCGUCUCAUUGCGGAUUAUGGGGUAGGCUUUUUCAAGUUUGACUACAACAUCGAGGUUGUUCAAGGCACCGACACCCAUCGGUCAUCGUCUGCUGGAGCAGAGCAUCUGGAGCACCACCGGGCGUACCUUGCCUGGGUGCGAUCCCUGCUCGACAAGUACCCCAACCUUGUCAUUGAGAACUGUUCUAGUGGCGGGCAGCGCAUGGAAUAUGCCAUGCUUGCGAUUCAUCCUCUCCAAUCCAACAGCGACCAACAGGACCCAGCACUAUACGGCGCUAUCUCUGCCGCCGCUCCGACCGCGGUUACCCCCGAACAGAGCGCCUCAUGGGCUUACCCGCAGCCCGAAUGGGACGACGAGCUGAACGCAUUGUCCGUGGUCAAUAGUCUUCUGGGACGUGUUUUUCUCAGCGGUCGCCUCGACACCCUCAGUUCCGAGCAACUGAAAUUGAUUGUGGAAGGCAUGGACGUAUACAAACUGAUUCGUCAAGAUAUUAAGAAGUCCAGGGCCACCUGGCCCCUUGGGCUUCCGCAAUGGCAUGAUGACUGGCUCUCCCUCGGCCUUGUAUCAGAAUCUAAUGAAACUUAUCUUGGCGUGUGGCGAAGAGGCGGCUCUACAGAGAUCGAUAUCCCACUCAAGAAUCUGCCUCGUUCCAAUAAGGCUCGCGUCAAAGUUUUGUAUCCAACAACAAUGAGUACGGAGGUUGCAGUGAAGGAUGAUGUGUUGACGGUGAAGCUACCUGAGGCUGUUUGCGCUCGCUUGCUUCACAUCUAUGAGGGAUGA
Fusarium keratoplasticum is the source of this 2133-nucleotide messenger RNA. Its product is annotated as Alpha-galactosidase. Bases 1 to 2133 code for a protein of 710 amino acids. The transcript has a single exon. Lineage: Eukaryota; Fungi; Ascomycota; Sordariomycetes; Hypocreales; Nectriaceae. Gene Ontology annotation, biological process: carbohydrate catabolic process. The record is from RefSeq and is a predicted model, not a curated record. Gene Ontology annotation, molecular function: alpha-galactosidase activity.